UUUGAUGAAGUUGCCAACACUAUCCAAAGAGGCAGAGAUAAUGGUUUGGCUCCUUACAACUUGUACAGAAGAGCCUGUGGACUAUACAUUGUUAGAUCAUUCAACGACUCAGUGUUUGGAUCAAAUGGCGCGGCUCUCAGUAAAAUAUACAAUAAUGUCAACGAUAUUGAUGUGUACACUGGUGGUAUGGCUGAAGAGAACCUCCCAGGAUCAAGUGUUGGACCGCUAUUUGCCAAUCUUAUUGCCAGACAGUUUAGAGACCUUAGGGAUGGCGAU
This is a messenger RNA of Lottia gigantea (owl limpet), 276 nucleotides long. RefSeq lists its product as hypothetical. Gene Ontology annotation, biological process: response to oxidative stress. Gene Ontology annotation, molecular function: heme binding; peroxidase activity. The record is from RefSeq and is a predicted model, not a curated record. The transcript is spliced from 2 exons. Lineage: Eukaryota; Metazoa; Mollusca; Gastropoda; Lottiidae. The annotation marks the transcript as partial.